AUGCAGAUCUUUGUGAAAACUCUCACUGGCAAGACAAUCACUCUCGAAGUUGAGAGCAGUGAUACCAUUGAUAAUGUCAAAGCCAAGAUCCAGGACAAGGAAGGAAUUCCCCCAGACCAGCAAAGGUUGAUCUUUGCUGGCAAGCAGCUUGAAGAUGGCAGGACCCUUGCUGACUACAACAUCCAGAAGGAGUCAACCCUCCACUUGGUGCUUCGUUUGAGGGGAGGCAUGCAGAUCUUUGUUAAGACUCUCACCGGAAAGACCAUCACCUUGGAGGUCGAGAGCAGUGACACUAUUGACAACGUGAAGGCUAAGAUCCAGGACAAGGAAGGCAUUCCCCCAGACCAGCAAAGAUUGAUCUUUGCUGGCAAGCAGCUUGAAGAUGGCAGGACCCUUGCUGAUUACAACAUCCAGAAGGAGUCUACCCUUCACUUGGUCCUUCGUCUCAGGGGUGGAAUGCAAAUUUUUGUCAAAACUCUCACUGGUAAGACCAUCACCCUCGAGGUUGAGAGCAGCGACACCAUUGACAAUGUUAAAGCCAAAAUCCAGGACAAGGAGGGAAUUCCACCAGACCAGCAAAGGUUGAUCUUUGCCGGCAAGCAGCUUGAAGAUGGUAGGACCCUUGCUGAUUACAACAUCCAGAAGGAGUCAACCCUCCAUUUGGUGCUUCGUUUGAGGGGAGGCAUGCAGAUCUUUGUGAAGACACUCACAGGAAAGACCAUCACCCUGGAGGUUGAGAGCAGUGACACUAUUGACAAUGUGAAGGCUAAAAUCCAGGACAAGGAGGGUAUUCCCCCAGACCAGCAGAGGUUGAUUUUUGCCGGAAAGCAGCUGGAAGAUGGCAGGACUCUUGCUGAUUACAACAUUCAGAAAGAGUCCACACUUCACUUGGUGCUUCGUUUGAGGGGAGGCAUGCAGAUCUUCGUGAAGACAUUGACUGGAAAGACCAUCACCUUGGAGGUGGAGAGCAGUGAUACGAUUGACAAUGUCAAGACAAAAAUCCAGGACAAGGAAGGAAUCCCUCCAGACCAGCAGAGGCUGAUCUUUGCUGGAAAGCAGUUGGAAGAUGGAAGGACCUUGGCUGACUAUAAUAUCCAGAAGGAGUCCACUCUCCACCUUGUCCUGCGUCUCCGUGGUGGUUUCUGAAUGUUUCCAGUAACAAGCUGCGUUGAAUCUUUACAUGGCUUUAGAUUUCUGCUUUGAAGUAAUGUGUUUUUGGGAUUCUUGUUUAAUGGGAUUGUGUUUCAGUUGUUCAUGUUUUUGGAAGAUUGGUGGUGUUCGACAUUAUGUUAAAUAAAGUUUCUUUCUUAUUAGAACUAAUCUGCUGUCUCUUAUGUUAGUUUAUCUGUUUGAGGCUUCUUCCAAAUACUAAAUGGAAGCAAGAUCAGCUUGUCUCAACUCUUAACUUCUAAAAUUUGGUUGGACUUGUGGAUUUUGGUGCUGACAAAACUACCUUGUUUCAAUAUGGUUUCUAAGAAAUUGAUAAGAUGUGAUUGUAAAACAAUCCCAUUAAACAAGGAAACCGGAGUUGUUCAAUAUAUUGCCGCACUGCAAAAAAUUCAACGAAGGAAACCAGAAUUGGCCGUGAGAAUUUGAUGACCAAAUUAAUCUUAAUACAAAGUGAUAAGAAGUGAAAAACAAGACGGAA
Molecule: messenger RNA, 1648 nt
Organism: Oldenlandia corymbosa var. corymbosa
Lineage: Eukaryota; Viridiplantae; Streptophyta; Magnoliopsida; Gentianales; Rubiaceae
Source: the annotation of a GenBank genome assembly